CACGACGCGCAAAUCAGAGCCGGCGCUUCGGUAAAUAACCUCAUUCUGCAUACUGCCUGUUAUUUAGACGCUCCUCUCUUCCACACUACCGUCGGUUUGAAUAGGUGGUGGCAGCAGAAGUGUGAUCCACAGCUCAAGUACCGCCAUGGCUGCGCUGUCGGGAGGAGAGAUGUGCAUCAAAUACCUGAUGUUUGCCUUCAAUCUGGUAUUCUGGCUUGCAGGCACUGCUGUCUUUGCUAUAGGCCUGUGGCUCAGAUUAGACCCAAAGACCAGAGGCCUGUUUGAGGGAUCAGACUCUCCAUAUGUGUUUUACACAGGUGUAUAUAUCCUGGUAGGAGCUGGAGCACUGAUGAUGGUGGUGGGUUUUCUGGGAUGCUGUGGGGCCAUCCAAGAGUCUCCCUGUAUGCUGGGACUGUUUUUCUUCUUCCUGCUUAUCAUAUUUGCCAUUGAGGUCGCAGCUGGGAUCUGGGGAUUUUCCAACCAAAGCAAGGUGGUGAACGAUAUCACAACAUUCUACAUGGAGACCUACAAUAACUUCAAGACGACAGGAGACAAGCGCCUCAAAGAGACACUGCAGAUGAUCCAGAUCGGGCUGAACUGUUGUGGACCUACUGGUACUGUAAUGGAUGCUGCCAAAGACACCUGUCCCCAGGGAGAACCACUUGAGGAGCUCAUUACUAAGAGCUGUCCCGACGCCAUUGAUGAGGUGUUCGACUCCAAGCUACACAUCAUAGGAGGGGUGGGCAUCACCAUCGGUGUUAUUAUGGUGUUUGGGAUGAUCUUUAGCAUGCUCCUGUGCUGUGCCAUCAGGAAGUCUCGGGAGGUGGUGUGACACCAACCAUCACACCCCGAAGUACUUAUCAAUGUUGCAUGAUGUCAUUCCUAGAGUCACAUGACUCUCCACUGCCAAUAGAAACACUGCUUGUUCAAGGGAGAUAACUUAAGAUAGGCUGGGUGCAGAUAUUUCUGAUUAUUCUAUUAUGCAUUAGUUAUAACUGUGCUGCUGACACUUAGGCCCACCUUCCUGGACCAUAUAGAUGCGAUGUGGUUAUCUGGCCCAACUAUAGAAUGGGUGUCAUCUGUGCUUCAGUGGCAAUGUAGUACAGAAAUGUGUAAUUUUGUGGUCAUUUGAUUGAAAUUAGUGUUUGUGAACUGCCAAUUAUCUAAACAAAAAAUCAUAUUAUCGUAAACUGUUCACAUUUCUCACCUACUGGCAAGAAGAGUCAUGGACCAGGGCCAUGAUAAAGGCUACCACCACUGCUUCAGCACAAUACAGCACUAGCCAAUGAAAUUCUACAAUGCCGUUCUCUUUCGACACUGAAGUCAAACCAUGGUAUAAAGUAGCCAACUGAACACCGAGCUGUGAACUGUGAUGACUGUGGUUUGUUCCAGCUUGGUGUUAGAGUAGCAUUCCGGAUCAUUCAUUGUGACGUUUCAUUUGUUCUUUCCUUCAUUCGUUAUUUUCUUUCUCCAUCUCCUAACUUACCCUUUGUAAAAACGCCUUUAAUUUUUUUUGUCACAGUUUGUAAAUGUUGACCUUUUUUUAUUUGUAAAAGAUUUAUACACUUAGGUGGUUGUAUGGUACAUGCAGUCAAAUGAUGUAUUUUAUAAUGUCCUUCUCAUUUUACAGAGAUUGGGUUGAUUUAUACCAUAAGCACCAUGUUUUACAGAGAUAAAAACUAAUGAAAGCCAAAUAAACCAAACUAACAGA
Messenger RNA from Chelmon rostratus (copperband butterflyfish), 1711 nucleotides. RefSeq names its product CD9 molecule a (gene cd9a). Lineage: Eukaryota; Metazoa; Chordata; Actinopteri; Chaetodontiformes; Chaetodontidae. Gene Ontology annotation, cellular component: membrane. The transcript is spliced from 8 exons. Bases 146 to 832 code for a protein of 228 amino acids. The record is from RefSeq and is a predicted model, not a curated record.